AAUGAAAACCCUAGGUAAGAAUUGGUGAAAGAAAAAAUGUGGAGAGACAAAAUAAAUCAAAGCUCAUAGAGAGCAAAUCCAAAUCCCAUUUUCAGCUCAAGAAGUAGAAAUUUUGAUCAUAAAUAUCAAACAAACAAAUCCCACAAAGCAAAAGGAAUCAAAAUUCAGGAUGACGCAUCUUCUUCUGCAGCAAAUUCAUCCCCAAUUCUACUUUUCGCCAUUGAAAUUCUUACAAUCUUCACCAUUUCCCUCUCAAUUUCAAGCUUCCCGCCCAUGCGUUUACUCCCCAACUUCUGUCACCCUUCUUCCUCCACCUCCGGUGAUGAGAGGCGCAACCAUACGGUGUAUGGCCAAUUCACGUAGGAUUAAAAUGGUGGCUAAGCAGAUUCAAAGGGAGCUUUCCGAUAUGCUUCUUACUGAUAAGGUGUUGCAGUUCGCCAUUCUUCCUGAGGCCUCUUUGGGAGCUGAUAAGUAUCUCUCGUCUCUCACUACCAUUACUGAUGUUGAAGUCUCUGCCGACUUGCAGGUGGUUAAAGUAUACGUAUCAGUCUUUGGUGAUGAAAGAGGAAAGGAUGUUGCUAUCGCUGGGUUGAAGUCUAAAGCAAAGUAUGUUCGAAGUGUAUUGGGAAAACGCAUGAAGCUUCGACUAACUCCUGAGAUUCGCUUUAUAGAAGAUGAAUCUUUUGAGAGAGGAAGCAGGGUAAUUGCCAUAUUGGAUCGAAUCAAGGACAAAAAGAAGGAUACCGUUGAUGAAGACUUCGACCAACCUGAACUAUCUGAUGCUCUUGAUGACGACAGGGAUUGGAAAGGUGACGAUGCUGAUGAAGACAUAAUAUAUGUACAAUAGGUUAUUCCAUUUCUUGUCCAACAUAUGCUCAUCUAUCAUGAGGCAUCGGUUUGCUCUCACAGAGCCAGAAGUCAAUGUAAAGAUGCUUCAACCACCAAGAAGUCAGAAUGUUCUUCAAAGAUUCUCCACCAAACCAUUCAAAAUUCUAUCAUCCUUAAAGAUGGUAGAUAGAAAUGGCUUGUUUUCUCUUCUGAUUCAAUUGUUCGUAGUUACCUAAAUAGUGAUGAUGAUAAUCAUUUUCAUAUGCUAACUUCUACUGGAAUCGAAUUAAAAUAUUGAUGUCAAGAAGAAAAGUCAUUUCGUAUUAUUAUUUAUCAUGAUUUGACUUUA
This is a messenger RNA of Cucumis sativus (cucumber), 1177 nucleotides long. Its product is annotated as probable ribosome-binding factor A, chloroplastic. The transcript is spliced from 4 exons. Lineage: Eukaryota; Viridiplantae; Streptophyta; Magnoliopsida; Cucurbitales; Cucurbitaceae. The record is from RefSeq and is a predicted model, not a curated record. Gene Ontology annotation, biological process: ribosome biogenesis; rRNA processing. The coding region runs from base 170 to 847 and encodes 225 amino acids. Gene Ontology annotation, molecular function: ribosomal small subunit binding.